AUGUGGUUGCAAAAGAAUCAGUGUGAGAAGAAGGAUGGUGUGCAUGGAAUAGUGGCAGUGGCAAUAGACACAGACAAGGGAAGCCAAAAUGCACUCAAAUGGGCCAUUGAUCAUCUUCUCACAAAAGGUUCAAAAGUAGCUCUCAUCCAUGUCAAGCACAAGCCAGUUUCUCUUUCUUCAUCACCUUCUAUUUUUACCCCAAGUGACUACUAUAUUGUUUUACUCACUUUGUUGGUUGCAGGGGCAGGGAUAAAUGGUAUUGGUGAGAGUGUAAAUGUUUGCAAAGACCCUGAUGAAAAAACCAAAGAAAUUUUCCGCCCAUAUCGUGUCUUCUGUGCACGGAAAGAUAUACACUGUACGGACAUUGUACUAGAAGAUGUAGACGUGUCCAAAGCUUUAACUGAAUAUGCUGCUCAAUCAGCAGUUGAGCAUUUGGUCAUAGGCUCUUCAAACAAAACUGGUUUUCUUAGAAGAUUCAAGGUUGCAGAUAUUCCAGCAACAGUAUCAAAAGGGGCACCGGAUUUCUGUACAGUAUAUGUUGUUUCUAAAGGAAAGAUUCAAUCAAUGAGAUCUGCUUCUCGUCCUGCUCCUGCCUUUUGCCCUCUACAAAGCCAGCUUAGUCAAGCCUCUUAUAGGUCAGACCAACCAGACACACGUGUGGCAAUGGCUAAUACGGCUAAUGAAAGGCGAUCCUUCGAGGCUCCACGUAGAUCACAUGAUGGAACAGAAUCCUUCAGGUCGCCAUUCACUAGGAGAGGUGUGAAUGACAAGUCAUAUGGGGAAAUUUCCUUGCCAGAUACUGACAUAACUUUUGUGAGCUCUGGAAGGCCAAGCACAGACCGGUUAUUCCCUUACUCAUAUAAUAACAACUCAGAUGCUGCGUUUUCCAACCCUCGGCUAUCAUAUAGCUCUGACACAGAUGGAAAUCAAAGCUUUGAAUCAAUGCAUUUUGGAAGGAGGUCUAUGGAUUUCAGCUCUCCUGAAUUCUCAUCUUUCUCACAUGAUAGUGAGGGGUUAUCAUCUUCUACAACAUCACAGGAUGAUGUGGAGGCUGAAAUGAGGAGACUGAAGUUGGAGCUCAAGCAAACAAUGGAAAUGUAUAGCACAGCAUGUAAAGAAGCACUCACAGCACAACAAAAGGCUGUGGAACUUCAGCGUUGGAAAUUAGAGGAAGAAAGGAGAUUGGAGGAGGCAAGGCAAGCUGAAGAAGCUGCAUUGGCAAUGGCACAAAAGGAGAAGGCUAAAUCAAGAGCAGCCAUUGAGGCUGCUGAAGCACAGAAGAGGAUUGCAGAAUUUGAAGCCCAGAAGAGAAUUAAUGCUGAAAUGAAAGCAUUUAGAGAAGCUGAGGAGAAAAGAAAAGCAGUUGAUGCUUUAACAAGCAAAAAUGUGAGGUAUAGAAAGUAUUCAAUUGAGAAGAUUGAAGCUGCAACAAAUUUUUUUUCAGAGUCCCUGAAGAUUGGAGAAGGGGGUUAUGGUCCAGUUUAUAAGUGCCGUCUUGACCAUACACCUGUUGCAGUUAAGGUUCUACGUCCUGAUGCAGCACAAGGAAGGUCACAGUUUCAAAGAGAGGUUGAGGUAUUGAGUUGCAUUAGGCAUCCAAACAUGGUUCUCCUUCUAGGAGCCUGUCCAGAGUAUGGUUGCCUUGUUUAUGAGCACAUGACUAAUGGAAGCUUAGAUGAUCGCCUUUUUUGUAGAGGAAAUAGUCCUCCAAUUCCUUGGCAACUUAGGUUCAAAAUAGCAGCUGAAAUAGGCAGUGGCUUGUUGUUUCUCCACCAGACAAAACCUGAGCCUCUAGUUCACAGGGAUUUGAAACCAGCUAACAUAUUGCUUGACAGAAACUAUGUGGCAAAGAUAAGUGAUGUAGGUUUGGCAAGGCUAGUUCCACCAUCUGUGGCUGACACUGUGACACAAUAUUGCAUGACAUCAGCUGCUGGAACUUUCUGCUAUAUAGAUCCUGAGUAUCAGCAGACAGGAAUGUUAGGAGUAAAAUCUGAUAUAUACUCACUUGGGAUCAUUUUCCUCCAAAUAUUGACAGCAAGACCACCAAUGGGUUUGACUCAUCAUGUUGAUAGAGCCAUUGAGAAGGGAGUAUUUGGUGAUAUGCUUGAUCCAAAUGUGAAUGAUUGGCCAGUAGAGGAGGCCUUGAGCCUUGCAAAGAUAGGCCUCAAGUGUGCUGAAUUAAGAAGGAAAGAUAGACCUGAUCUUGGCAAAGAAGUGCUACCAGAACUAGACAAGUUAAGAGCACUUGCUGAAAGUUCUGAUCAGUAUUCUGUGUUUAGUGGCUACACAAGCCCAUCCAAUCAGAGCCAAGUUUCUCUUCAGCUGGAUGGAGGUAGUUCUCCGCUACAUUAUUCUGGGGAGAGUUCAAGGAACACAUCAAGCCCUAUCUGA
Molecule: messenger RNA, 2391 nt
Organism: Gastrolobium bilobum
Lineage: Eukaryota; Viridiplantae; Streptophyta; Magnoliopsida; Fabales; Fabaceae
Product: U-box domain-containing protein 52-like
Exons: 10
Coding region: 1-2391 (796 amino acids)
Biological process (GO): protein phosphorylation
Molecular function (GO): ATP binding; protein kinase activity
Source: RefSeq, a predicted model, not a curated record